AUGGAGGAAGGAAUACUUACCAAAACCAAGCUGUUAUCACUUGUACUUUGUGCAUUGCUAACUUGUACCCAUUCAGCAGACACCAUCUCUGCAAAUCAAACCAUUAGAAACGGUGAAACUAUCGUUUCACCUCAACAAACCUUCGAACUCGGUUUCUUUAAACCCGGUAACUCAACAAACCGUUAUUACGUCGGGAUUUGGUACAAGAAAAUAUCCACCGGCACCGUCGUAUGGGUGGCCAACCGGAAUACGCCACUCACCACCACCUCUGGUGAGCUAACUCUCACUCCUCACGGACUUAUGGUCCUCCGAACCGCCGCCGGCAAUAUCGUUUGGUCGUCGGCAAACUCAUCAACGCCGGCGGCGAGAAACCUGGUUGCCCGGCUUCUGGAUACGGGUAACUUGAUCAUCCAUGACCAACAUUCCGUCGAUCAAGAAAAUCCGAUAUGGCAAAGCUUCGACUUUCCGACCGACGGUUUACUUCCAGGGAUGAAAUUGGGCCAGGAUUUGGUUACCGGGAUUGAAAGACACUUCACCUCAUGGAAAUCCGCUGAUGAUCCGUCCGCCGGCGAGUUUUCUGCAUGGCUUGAUACAAGAGGGUACCCUCAGGUGAUCUUAAAAGAAGGCCAGCAAAUAAAAUUCCGGGCAGGUCCAUGGAACGGACUCCGGUUUAGUGGAGAACCCGAUUUGAGACCGAACCCCAUUUACAACUUCCACUUCGUUCUUAAUUCGAAAGAAAUCUAUUACCAAUAUAAUCUUAUCGACACCUCAGUUGUUACAAGGGUAGUUCUACAGCCUAACGGUCGUAUGGAGCGGUUAUUAUGGAUCAAUAGCAGACAAGAAUGGAUAGUUUAUUUGACACCGGAGACCGAUAACUGUGAUCGAUAUGCAAUGUGUCGGUCAUUUGGGAGCUGUAAUAUCGACAACUCCCCGGCUUGUGACUGCUUAGAGGGGUUCGAACCCACGGCUCCAGAACAGUGGACCGUGGCAGAUUGGUCACAAGGGUGUCGGUAUAGGACCCCUUUGGAUUGCGGGCCUGGUGAAGGGUUCAAGAAGUAUACGAAUCUGAAGUUGCCCGACACUCAAUGGUCGAGGUUUAACUUGACCAUGAACCAUGAAGGAUGCGAGAGGGUUUGCAAAAGCAAUUGCUCGUGUACUGCAUACACGAGCGUAAAUAUAUCAGGGCCUGGUAGCGGUUGCUUGCUAUGGUUCGGUGAUUUAAUCGAUAUCAGAACAUUUGCUGAAAACGGGGACGAUCUUUAUAUACGAUUGCCACCUUCAGAAUUAGACUCUACAGAGAACAGUGAAAGCUCGAGCGGAGGAAGACGAGCACGGGUCAUUGUCCCUGUAGCAACUGUCAUUUUGGUCAUACUAGUUUCCAUAUGCUUAUUUUAUCGGUCAAGAAGGAAGACACGAAAGCGAGAAGGUAGGAAGUUUAUACCAAAUAUGUACGACCAUAAUAUACGAGUAUUACUAGUUCUGUCUAAUAAAGGUGUGUAUAUAAUCUCCGGUUGGCCAGGGUCACACGGAGACGAAUUUGGGCAUGAUCGUGAAAACAAUAGUGGCGAAGAAGACCUAGAACUGCCACUGUUUGGCUUGUCUACAUUACUUAAAGCUACAAACAACUUUUCAAUAAACAAUAUACUUGGAGAGGGCGGUUUUGGACCCGUUUACAAGGGUGUGCUUGAAAACGGACAGGAAAUAGCAGUGAAGCGGCUAGCGAAAACAUCCACUCAAGGGCUUCACGAAUUCAAGAAUGAAGUCAUUUCCAUAUCUAAACUGCAGCAUCGGAAUCUCGUCAAGCUCCUUGGCUGCUGCAUCGAAGGAGCAGAAAAAAUGUUGAUCUAUGAAUACAUGCCAAACAAAGGCCUAGAUUCCUUUAUAUUUGAUAAAACUCGAAGCAAACUGCUUGAUUGGCCAGUACGUUUCCAUAUCAUCGAUGGAAUUGCUCGUGGACUUCUUUAUCUCCACCGGGAUUCUCGGCUCAGAAUCAUCCAUAGAGAUCUCAAAGUCAGCAAUAUAUUGCUUGACUCGAACAUGAACCCCAAGAUAUCGGACUUCGGCAUGGCUAGAAGCUUUGGAAGAAAUCAGAUAGAGGCAAACACAAACAGAGUGGUUGGAACAUAUGGCUACAUGGCGCCAGAGUAUGCAGGACAUGGUAUCUUUUCAAUAAAAUCAGAUGUAUAUAGCUUCGGUGUUUUAGUGCUGGAAAUUGUGUGUGGCGAGAAAAACCGAGGGUUCUUCCACAAAGAACAUAGCAACAAUCUUAUCGGACAUGCAUGGGGACUCCAUAAAGAAGGCAGAUCCCUGCAACUGGUUGCAAAGUGUCUAGUUGAAUCAAUCAAUUUGUCUCAGGUUCUAAGAUCAAUCCAUGUGGGUUUGUUGUGUGUUCAACGUCAUCCAGAAGAUAGACCAACUAUGACUUCUGUGAUUCUAAUGUUGGGAAGUGAGGGUCCGUUGCCGUCACCUAAAGAGCCAGGUUUUUUCAUUGGAAAAACCUCCGAAAACACCAGAUAUUCUUCGAGCACAUUUGAAACAAGUUCUACCAAUGAACUUAGUAUCACAACUUUGAAUGGUAGAUAA
Molecule: messenger RNA, 2583 nt
Organism: Cynara cardunculus var. scolymus (artichoke)
Lineage: Eukaryota; Viridiplantae; Streptophyta; Magnoliopsida; Asterales; Asteraceae
Product: G-type lectin S-receptor-like serine/threonine-protein kinase At4g27290
Exons: 6
Coding region: 1-2583 (860 amino acids)
Biological process (GO): protein phosphorylation; recognition of pollen
Molecular function (GO): ATP binding; protein serine/threonine kinase activity
Source: RefSeq, a predicted model, not a curated record